UGAGAGAGGGAGUAAAAAAGGAGAGAGAGAAAGAGAGAGUUUCGAAAUUCAAAGCAUGAAACCAUGAAAGACAAAACACAUGGAAUUUGGGUAUAUCUUCCGAUCUUAGCUUCCCUUGGCUUCUCUUGUCUCCCCAUUCUCUUCUAAACAAAUCUUUCUGCAUCAAAAUGGAUAUGAAUCUUGUUUUCAUUAUACCCAUUUUGGUUUUAUGCUCUUUUACACUCCCAGUUGAUGCUUUCACCACCGACCCACCUCUAUCCUCCAUGGCUGACCCUGUUCUUCCGAGCGAGAAAAAACCUCCUUUUUCUCAAAUAUCCACCGAAAACGAAGCUCGAUCUCCAGGUGUAUCUGAAAUCAGAGUGGUGCACCAUGAAGAUUUGAACAAGAAGAUUCUUGUAGCACUCAUUGUUGCUUCAACUCUUCUUGCUGCAAUUUUGCUGUUCUUAUCAUGUUUCUGGAUCUACAGGUUAAAAAUCUCAAAAACCUCCAAUACCCAGAAAGCGCAACAAAGCCAAGAUGCUUCAAAAGGGCUAUCAUUGGGUCCAAUUUUGGAUAAAUUCAACCCUCUAAGAAUGGCUGGUAAAAAGGGAUCUGCCACUGUUAUAGAAUACGAAUGGUUAGUGUCUGCAACAAACAAUUUUCAUGAAGACAACAUCAUAGGCCAUGGUGCAUUUGGGAGUGUGUACAAAGCUUGUUUCAAUGACCAUUUCCUUGCAGCUGUUAAAAGAAUCCAUGGCGGAGGACCAGAUUCACAAAGAGCAUUUGAGAAUGAGAUCAAUUGUUUAAGCCGAAUUCAGCAUCAAAACAUUGUUAAUCUUUUGGGUUAUUGCAUACAUGAUGAGACAAGGUUUUUGGUCUACGAGAUGAUGCAUAAUGGUUCAUUAGAAUCCCAAUUGCAUGGGCCCUCUCAUGGAAGUGGUUUAAGCUGGCAGCACCGAAUGAAAAUUGCACUUGAUAUUGCAAGAGGACUAGAGUAUCUUCACGAGCGAUGUACUCCGCCUGUGAUUCAUAGAGAUUUGAAAUCGUCCAACAUUCUUCUAGGUUCCAACUACAAUGCUAAACUUUCUGAUUUUGGGCUCGCGAUUACUGGUGGGGUUCAGGGGAAGAACAACAUAAAACUUUCAGGAACAUUAGGUUACGUAGCUCCCGAAUACCUCUUAGAUGGUAAACUUACCGAUAAAAGUGAUGUGUACGCUUUUGGAGUUGUCCUUCUCGAGCUUUUAAUAGGGAGAAAACCCGUGGAGAAAAUGUCACCAUCUCAAUGCCAAUCUAUCGUCACAUGGGCAAUGCCUCAGCUAACCGACAGAUCAAAGCUUCCUAACAUCGUUGAUCCCAUGAUUAGAGAUACAAUGGACUUGAAACACUUGUAUCAAGUUGCUGCUGUGGCUGUGCUAUGUGUACAACCGGAACCAAGUUACAGGCCAUUGAUAACAGAUGUCUUGCAUUCGUUCAUCCCACUUGUACCUGUUGAGCUUGGAGGGUCAUUAAGAGUUACCGAAUCUUGAUUAAUUUGAUUCAUGUUUGUGUGUGUGUGUAUAGAUUGUUGAUGUUAGGAUGCAAGUUUAGUUAGGUGAGUUGUUAAGCUAAUCCUUGUUGGGUCCUAAAUGUUGUUAUGCAUGUAUGGGUGUACUUUAAGUACAGUGUACAUGAGAUCAACAUUUAAUGUAUCAGUAUAGCAAAACACACUUAUUUUGUGACUCUGUAGUUGGUUGUUGGUCACAUGAAUUUAAUUAGGAACUUCACAUGAAUUGAUAUGGAAAAUGUAG
Lactuca virosa is the source of this 1766-nucleotide messenger RNA. NCBI's taxonomy places the organism in Eukaryota, Viridiplantae, Streptophyta, Magnoliopsida, Asterales, Asteraceae. The record is from the annotation of a GenBank genome assembly.